Molecule: messenger RNA, 1053 nt
Organism: Pristis pectinata (smalltooth sawfish)
Lineage: Eukaryota; Metazoa; Chordata; Chondrichthyes; Rhinopristiformes; Pristidae
Product: PRA1 family protein 2-like
Exons: 3
Coding region: 39-584 (181 amino acids)
Cellular component (GO): membrane
Source: RefSeq, a predicted model, not a curated record
GGCGCGCCUGCGCAGACAGCGCCCGCCCGCUGGCCGCCAUGGCUCGGAACGCUGAGGUGCAGCUGCCGCCGUUCCGCACGCUGGACGACUUCUUGUGCAGCUCGGCCCGCUUCAGCCUGCCCGACCUGAAGGAUCCGCUGAGGUGGAACAACCGGGUGAUCAACAACCUGCUCUACUACCAGACCAAUUACCUGGCAACGGUCGCCGGCAUCCUCCUGCUGGUCGGGUACAUGGAGCCGCUGCAGACGGUGCUGGGGGGGGCGGUGGUCUCGCUCUGCUUCCUGGGCUUCGUGUGGUCGGCGGAGAACAAGGCGGUGGUGCGCAGGCUGCGCCGGAACCACCCCACCCUCUGCAUGGUGGGCCUGCUGGGCGCCAGCUACUGCCUGCUGUCCGUGCUGGGGGGGGUGGCUGUCUUCCUCUUCGGCAUCACCUUCCCCAUGCUCCUGAUCGUCCUCCACGCCUCGCUCCGCCUGAGGAACCUGAAGAACAAGCUGGAGAACAAGAUCGAGAGUAUUGGGCUGAAGCGCACGCCCAUGGGCAUCCUCCUCGAGGCUCUGGGCCAGGAGCAGGAGGCGGGGUCCUAGGGCUGGCCCGACCCAGGGGUCCCCGCACUGAUUCACCCCCCGCACCCAGGGAACAAACUGUGUCUGUGUCUGUGUAUCUGCCUCGUCUCUCUCUCUCUCUCCCUCCUCUCCUUCCUUCCCCUCUUCCUCUCUCACGCCUCCUUUCCCCCAUCUCUCUCUCCUUCUCCCUCCCCCUCUCCUCCCUCUCUCCCUCCUUCCCCCUCGCGAUCACAGGGCGGGGCGGGAGCCACGGGAUUCGGCGAAGGAACGCCGGCGGGAUUCCCAGCUGGGAUGGUACCGGAUCCGCAGGGAGAGGGGCUGUGGUGGGGACUGCUGUCCUUGUAUCCCGGGUCAGAUUUGGCCUGUGUCAGCCAGUGCAUGCCUCAGUACCAGUAUAUGUGUGAGAUUAAAUAUAUCGGCAUUGUGUUAAAACAUUCCUUCAAUGUAAAGACACUACAGUGUACAGUUCAGUAAAUUUUUUUUAUUCAAG